Messenger RNA from Alternaria arborescens, 699 nucleotides. RefSeq lists its product as hypothetical. NCBI's taxonomy places the organism in Eukaryota, Fungi, Ascomycota, Dothideomycetes, Pleosporales, Pleosporaceae. The record is from RefSeq and is a predicted model, not a curated record. The coding region runs from base 1 to 699 and encodes 232 amino acids. The transcript has a single exon.
AUGAGGCCGACCGUCAACAACGAUACAUAUGUUGCUGGUAUGUGGAGAAAGCACCUCGAAAGUGCAUUGCUUUGGCGAGUAAAAAAUCACGAGAAGAUUGAUGGCUCGCGUUCAUGUCGACCUACACCCUACCGAGCUCCAACCUGGUCAUGGGCCUCAGUCGACGGCGUUGUGAUCACGGAAGCUGUGAGAGUUAAAAGCGAAUGGGCGAUCGAGGUUGUCGACCACCACCUUGGAAACGCGACAAAGGAUACCACGGGUCUUGUUACCGGUGGCUGGCUUGACUUGCAAGGUGCACUGAAACCAUUAGGUCUUACACACGAAACACAAGAUCGGUGGCGCAUGUUAGUAAACAAGCGCAUGUUGGUAAACAACGUGCUUGUUCGCCCGCAAGACGAUAGUCUCCCAGACUGGAAGCGUAUAGGUCCUCUUGUUCACCUCGACGUACCCGCCACAGAUGACGCUUUUGUACACGACAUAACCCAGCAGCGUCUCUUCUUUAUGGUCGCUCGGAUACUAGAGAGCGACAAUGAGUACAUCCCGAUUUUGUUGCUACGUCUCUGCGAUACUGACCGGAGGUUGUUCGAGCGCAUUGGUAUCGCAACUGGUGGUCCGAAAGGCGGAACAGAGAUGCUACUAGCGGAGCUUGACGAAGAGACAAGAGCUUCUCUGCUAGGUCCACACCAGAACUCAAUCUAG